AUGCUCUAUGAUAUCGUCCUGGUUAAGUGGAGCAGGCCCGCUCACAUGUCCGAAUACGUGAACACUAUCUGUAUCGAGCCCAACUACACCGCGCCCGAUCACAGCCACUGCGUCACUGCGGGAUGGGGAGACUUGGUGGAAGGGGGUGUGUGCUCUGAAAUGCCGCACCAUGCUAGCGUGCAGAUUGUGCCCACUUAUGUUUGCGCUGACCUGUACAAUCUACUUCCGGAGAACCACACCGUCGCCAUUGCGGACUCUUUUAUUUGCGCCAGCACUGAGGGAAGAGACUCCUGUCAGGUAGAUUUGAAUAUCCCACAUUUGUAG
This is a messenger RNA of Dreissena polymorpha, 324 nucleotides long. RefSeq names its product venom peptide isomerase heavy chain-like. The coding region runs from base 1 to 324 and encodes 107 amino acids. Gene Ontology annotation, biological process: proteolysis. Gene Ontology annotation, molecular function: serine-type endopeptidase activity. NCBI's taxonomy places the organism in Eukaryota, Metazoa, Mollusca, Bivalvia, Myida, Dreissenidae. The record is from RefSeq and is a predicted model, not a curated record. The transcript has 2 exons.